This is a messenger RNA of Venustampulla echinocandica, 3183 nucleotides long. RefSeq lists its product as uncharacterized. The coding region runs from base 1 to 3183 and encodes 1060 amino acids. The record is from RefSeq and is a predicted model, not a curated record. Lineage: Eukaryota; Fungi; Ascomycota; Leotiomycetes; Helotiales; Pleuroascaceae. The transcript is spliced from 4 exons.
AUGACAGAGCAUUCGGUAGAAUUCGGGAAACGACUGCUUCCUCAGGUCGUUGAUCACUAUGCACGAACUGAACCCAGCCGCGUGUAUGCCUCUAUACCCAAAUCCGCCGCAGACUUGUCAGAUGGGUUUCAAGAUGUCACCAUGGCCAAACUGGCAUCUAUCGUAGACAGUCUGUCAUGGUGGCUCGAGAGUACAUUGGGCGUGGGCAGCCUCAACGCGAUAGCUUACAUUGGGCCAGCAGACAUUCGCUAUGCCGUGAUGUUCCUGGCGGCCAUGCUGUUCAUUUCACCGAGGAAUCAAGUCGCCCAGAAUCAAAACAUGCUAGUAGCAUCAGAUUGCAAGGCGCUUUUCUACGCAGAGGAACUGGCCCCGGCCGCUACAUCGCUAAAGGAGAGUCUGCCUCACAUGAUAGUAAAGAGCGUGCAAUCGCUCAAUGAGAUGCUUCAAACGCGUGAUGAUACCAAGCAUUAUCCGUUCGAUAAAAGCUUCGACGAGGCUCAAAAUGAGCCCUGCCUUAUCCUACACUCCUCGGGCUCGACGGGUAUCCCCAAGCUUGUGACUAUGACACACGGUACAUUCGCCGUCACCGACAAUGACCGGAACAUGCCAGCUCCCGAGGGGCGCCGUCCGCAAAACGCAGCCCAAUUCAACUUUGAAGGAGGGGGGAAAUUUUACUCGUGCUUUCCACCAUAUCACUUGGCAGGCGUUCAUGCGUACAUUGAUCUGCCCAUCUUCUCCUCGAGCGCAACCGUCGUCUUUGGCCCAACCCAGCUACCACCUAGUGGCUACCUACUCUCGGAGAUUCUGAAGCGUCAACACGUGCGCGCAUUCUAUGUUCCGCCAUUCAUUAUAGAGCAAUGGUCAGCCGAACCCGUUGCUUCCGAGCAAGCUAAACAGCUUGAUUUCGUUCUUUUCGGUGGCGGUCCGCUCUCCCCAGCUAUCGGUAACAAGUUGAGCGAAAUCACAGACGUCUGUCAGAUGUAUGGCUCACUAGAGGUGGGCCAAGUCCAGCUUCUCGUUCCACAGACCGGUGAAUGGUCUUAUCUGGAGCUCAACCCAUUCGAGGAAGCCGACAUGCAGCCUGAUGGCGACGGCGCUUUCGAGAUGGUGUUGCAUCAGGAUCCGAAGUUUGCCAACCGCCGUUCUCUAUGGCACAACUUUCCAGACGUCAAGUCAUGGCGGACAGGCGAUCUCUUCAUGCCACAUCCUUCGAAGCCAGGCCUCUGGCGCUUCCAUUCUCGCGUAGACGACAUCGUCGUGCUUUCUAGCAGUCAUAAGCUCCGUCCACUCGAGAUGGAAACCAUUAUACAAGGCGAUCCUCUGCUAUCGGGAGCUCUUAUUGCAGGGCAGGGGAAGCCGGAACCGUUGUUGAUCGUGGAACCCAAACCUGGCGUAUAUGACGGUAACCUUGAAGCCUUCAUUGAUCGUAUAUGGCAUUCUGUCAAGGAAUCGAACGCCAUUGCACCAACCUACGCCCAAAUAAAGCGCUCAAAAGUGGUAGUCGCAAGCCCUGAGAGGCCAUUCUUACGCGCACCCAAGGGCAGCGUUGCCCGGAAGUUGACAAUCCAAGCUUACGCGGAUGAGAUCGAGGCAGCGUAUGCAGACGAUCUCCCGCACGCCGAGUCGAAUGGAACAGCUCUCCAAGGCAUCGACGCCUUCAUUCUGCCCGGUGUGAAGCAGUACGUCCGCAAAUGCGUCGAGGAAUUCCUUCCGGACGUGGUGCUUUCGGACAGCGACAACAUUUUCCUUCGGGGCUUGGAAUCACUGGGUGCAGCCGGCCUCAGCAGAAAACUCCGAGUGGGCCUGGCAAGUCAGAUGAAGUCCGCCAGAGUUCUUGCGGUGUCGCUGCGCCUGAUAUACAUGCAUCCUACGAUUGACGGGCUCGCAUCCGUUAUCGUCGACACCAUAUUCGAUCGCGACGUACCAGAUGCGGCCAUCAACCGCGAUGCUCAGAGCAUGGAGCGUGCCGUGGAGGAUUUCACGGAAAACCUACCGCAGAAGACUGUAGGCGCAACUACUCUGCCUCCGUCAGAGGGAAUCAACGUGGUCCUGGUAGGCCCGCGAGGCUCGCUGGGACCGAAUAUUGUGAGGGAACUCCUGCUCAAUCCACGAGUUGCGAAGCUGUACUGCCUGAACCGCGGCGAAGACGGGCGUGAGAGGAUGCGAGAGACGUUUAAUGACAAAGGUCUUGCGUGCGACGUUGACGAUGCGCGUUUAUCCUUCAUGCCCAUCGCGCUUAGCCAGCCACGGCUGGGGCUCUCCGACGACCACUACGCCGAGCUGUCGCGCAACGCACACAUCAUCAUCCACAACGCCUGGAAGGUCGAUUUCAGCUGGACGCUCGACUCGUACAAGGUCGAGCACCUCCACAGCAUCCGCGACCUGGUGGACUUGUCCGGCCAUAGCUCGCUGAAACCGCGCAUCAUUUUCGUCUCGUCCAUCUCCUCCGUGCAGGAGUGGGCGUCGAUAUAUCCAACUCCAGUCUCCGAGACGCCCCUCGAGUCCUACGAUGUCGCGUCGCCACUUGGCUACGGCCAGUCUAAGCACGUAUCGGAGCGUAUCCUGGUGAAAGCAAGCGCUGCAUCUGGCAUCCCCGUUACCAUCCUGCGCGUCGGCCAGGUCGCUGGCCCUUCCACGGGGACCGGCAGCAAGUGGUCUACGGACGAGUGGAUUCCCUCCCUCGCGGCAAUCUCAAAGACGCUCAAGCUGAUUCCCACCGAUAUCCCGCCCAUUGAUUGGGUGCCGGUGGAUUUGAUGGCUCGGGCCGUUUGCGAGUUAGCACUUUCGCAGGAAGGACAACAGGCUUCCAUAUCUUUGGAAGGCGCAGGAGAAGCAGACCUGCUCAAGAUCUUUAACGUCGUCAAUCCGCAUCUGUCAGAAUGGGCGAUAUUCGUAGAGGUUCUGCGCAAGCGGCUAGGCGUGACAGCCAAUCAGGUGACUCUGACCGAGUGGGUUGAUCACUUGGCUCGCACUGACCCGAAGAGCAUGUCUGAGGAAGAGGCCUCCUCGUCCAUGAAAAUCCUCCCUUUCUUCCAGCACCUGGCCGAGACAGCAGCGCAUGGGACCGAGCUGCAGCCCAAGUUCGAGACAGCCAAUAGUGUCAAGGCGAGCCGCACUAUGGCGGACAUGGGGGCCGUCGAUGAAACGUUGAUAGACCGCUGGUGUCAACAAUGGGGCAUUUAA